Messenger RNA from Chilo suppressalis (striped riceborer), 4210 nucleotides. Lineage: Eukaryota; Metazoa; Arthropoda; Insecta; Lepidoptera; Crambidae. The record is from the annotation of a GenBank genome assembly.
GUUGUAACGAACGCCCGCUGUUCAAGUUUUACUUUUAGGAGAGCGUGCGCUCGCGCAGCAGGCACGCACUAACUCUUCCGCGGACCGCUCAGUGCUACAACGGCACUGGUCGAGAACGAACUUGGGACCUCGAACCAGACACGACGAGCGACUGUGAACUGUGAACUUGCCAGUGCUUUGUGUGUUUGUGACUUUUAUUUGAAUAUUUCUCUCGAUAUUGUCACCGACUCUAGUUGCGUUGCGUGUCACAAGUUGAAUCGCACGACCGAACCCGUGCGCCGCAUUGUUGAGUCGGACGUCAAGGGCGGCUCGAGUGUGCUCGUGAAACGUAUCUACACUGCUAUCACGACUAUAAUCUACAUAGCAACUGGGAUUUCCGAAAAUAAAAACACCGUUAAGUGAGCUACAAGCCUACAAGCACGCGUGCGGACAAAAUGCGAGUGCACCUGCACCGCUUUUGCUGACAGUACCGUUUAUGCCGCACACGUCAGCCAUGGACCACCGGCUCGUUGCCCUACUGGCGGUCGCCGCCCAACUUUGUAGCAUAGUAUCCACCGAAGGGCCGGUGUACGCUGGCAGCCAGCCCGCCGUAGCCAGCGUCCCCGCCAACAAUUUCCUCACACAGACCGUGUAUGGCUUCUUGGACUUCACCACCACCAUAGGGAACACCGUUAUGGUGUUCUCCCCACACUCCGCCCCACCACCAGAACCACCGAAAACAGAGAAACCAGUUCAAGAGAAUAUAAUAGAAACUAAGCCACCACCUCCAUCGGUAAUAAGUGUGAAACCUGAAGCCAUUAAACCAAGCAAAAUAUCAGACAACGUUAAGACCAAGAAGCCUUCUGGGCCAGCAGUAAUAUCAAGUGCGAUAUCUGUCGUGUCUUCUCCGAACAAAAACGAUGAUAAAGUUGUUAACGUCCCGAAGUCUAUAAUCAAGGAACAAAAACAAAUUAUCACAAAAGUUGAAGUUGUCGCUGGACCAUCAAAAAUUGUAGAAAGUAGUUCUCCGAAACCAUCUCCAUCGAAGCCGAGUAAACUUAGUAAACCUAGUAAUUCUAGUGAUAAGAAACACAAACCCGACGCCAUAAAAAGUAUCACAAAUGUAGUCAGUAGCAAAGUUGAAGUUAAACAAGCACCACCAGCAUCAAUAAUUAAUUCCAAAGUCAGUAGCGUAGUGCAAAUUAAAUCCAGCCAAGCGGAAGAAGAACCGGCGAUUUUAAUCACCAAUAAUAAUAUCGGUGAGCCAGAAUACGAUUUCUUAUCUCGACAACCCUCCGAAUUUGUUGAAGAGACCUACAAAGUUAUCAAUAUAAGACCCUCAAAAUCUCAUGCACAAAAACCAAAACAUAAGAACAGAGUACACCCGCCUACUCCACAGCCGGAAGACGAUGAUCAUCCACUUGGUCUAGUAACAACUCUUGGCGGUACUAUAGUGAAAGAUGGACUUACAACAGUACAUGAAACUAGCGUGAUAGGAACGUAUAUUUCUGGAAAAUAUGCGCAAGUCCUAAAUAGUAACUCCAAAGUACUUCAGGGCGGUCACAGAAAUAAGAUUGCACCAACUCCUACACAUAGAAUUUUGAAGACUCCAGCACCGGGUUUGAAGAAUCAUAGACAUAAUUUAGAACCCACUCCAUCAAUAAAUGAUGACGAUAAUCAUGGUAAAACUACUCGCCGGCAAACUUCUAAUGGCAGUUCCUUUAAAAAUCGUCACAGAGUCCAAAAUAAUUCUGAAAAUGAUAACCAUGCUAAUGUCCAACCUAGUCAAGGCAAAAAAUUCAAGAACAGAAGCUCCGGUCAUUCCCAGCGAACUCAAAGUACUCGUUAUGGCCGACCUGCAAACGCCCCUCAACUAGCAACCGUCUCUGUUUUCAGUGAAACAUCAUCUUCAUUCACCAAUAGAAGAAAAAAUAACCGUAACUCUGCCCAAAAGACUGCUGUCGCCCAAUCUAGUAAUGAAAGCCAAACAAAACGAGGUUUUAAACCACGUGUUCAAGCUACACCAGUUGAACAAGUAACACCAGCUGCAUCGACUAGUAUAUAUAAGUUUAAACUGAACCGCUCACCAGGAUCAGGGCGUUGGCAAUAUAAAACAAGUCCCAAACCUAAAGUAACUAUAAGAAAAAUGAAUGGAGGCGACGACGAACAAACUACACCAAUUCCUAAUCCUUUCAUCGACGAUCUUCAAGCGAAUGACCUUUCUCCUCAAGCGAGAUCAGAUAACGACCUCGAACUCCAAGGCUCUCAGAGUGGACUGGGGACACUUCUUGAAAGCGAUACGGAUGAUAACUCGAUAGAGAAACCUCCGCCCGUUGAAACUAUAAAAGUUGAAAUAUCCACUCCUGCCGAUUUUCGAGAUGUUUAUUAUGAGAUAGCUACGAUCAGAUCUCCUUACACUUUCCAGGUGGGACGUGUCAAAAAUACUCGUAUCAUCACAGUGACGUCUACAAUAGAAAAACGCAUUGAACCAACAAUAAUACCUAACUCGCAAAGUUCUCUCAACGAGCCGUUGACAGAAAAUAUAUUAGCGACAGCUUCUCCUUACGGAAAAGAUCACAAUUUGGAUUCAAGUAUCGCAACACUACCAGCAAUAACCUUAUCGUCUGACAUGGAAACUCCACCAUUAGAAACUGUUACGGAAACUUUCAGUACUACACAAAAUAUGUUAAAAACUCACAUAUUACCAGUUGUAAGGGACGCUAACAUAACUAGCAGCCUAACUUUUAUACAGACUUAUCAUGUAACAAGAUUUGUAACUGCCACUAAAACAUUACCACCAAUGGACUUCUUCCAAUUCAUACCAAGCAAGACAUUAAAAGAAUUCAACAGCCGUCUUGAUGAAGCCGGAUCCGAACUACAUUUGGAAUUAGAUUUCGGUGAUAGCAACGAAGACGAAGACGGUGUUCCACGACGAGUAUUCCCACCAGAUUUGGAUUUGGCCAACAUUGGCUCUGAAUUUGAUUUAGCCGAAGUGGAUAAAUACGGCGCCCCGGACAACCACUUGAGACUCAAGAAAGCGCAUGGACAAAACAAAAAUAACCAUGUAACUGAAGCACCCUCCCCGCCUACUCCCGCUCUCACCCCAGAACAAGCUCAGCAACUCGCUCUAUUAAGACUCCUGAAUCCAGCUGCCGCAGCUCAAAUCCCCAAUGUUGUAACAACAUCCAAACCAAUACUGAAAUACGAAACAGUAUACGAAUCACACGUGAUUCCCGUCUUUGAUGGCAAAAAUACAAUACAGAGCACUAUUUCUAGACCAGUAGCAACUAUCACAAAGACCGAAUAUGAAAUCGGCACUAGCAGCCUACCAGCUUUACCACUGCAACCUAUCAAUCCCCUGUAUCCUCAACAACAAUUCACUGUCACAUCGACACCUGUCGUCAUGAACACAGAAGUGACUGCGACUGACAGCCAAAUUCUAAAACUGACAUUUGGUGCUAAGACGGUUUACACCACUCUAUUUACUACUAAAGUAGUUCCUACAGUACUCACGUCCUAUGUCACUUCCUCAAUACCAAUACAGCCUAGUGCAGGCUUCCCGGGAUACUUCCCAGCGCCAUUUGCACCCUUCCCCUAUGUAGGUUAAAUAAAUUUUAAUAGAAAAUACUAUUCAACUGAACGUUCGAAUAAGUGAAGAGUGAAAAAUAGUGGAAUUGAAAUGUAACACGGGAAUGUUACGUAAACUAUUCAAUGUGGAUGUGUUAUUGUAGUGCAAGUGAUAAACUAUAUCGUGGGUGAGCUGUAAACUGUGGAAAACAGCUGAAUGUUAGGAUUUAUAGCCUUUGUGGAAAACACGAAAACUCUUAACCUUGUAUUUUCUUCUUAAGUUUUCCGAGCUAAGCGCUGCGCGGCGCUGCGUGUUCGUCGCGUGAAGGGGAAAUCUUGCUGACAGCAAAUAAAUGUAACAAUUUGUAUACAGCCAUUUUCUUUGUAAUUUGUAAAAUGCUUUGUAAAUAAUUUAAUUUAUAAAUAGUAUUCUUUGUGUAUAUAGAUGAUUAAAUAAAAUAGAAAUAUUUGUACUUUUUCUUAGUCUUAGUUAAUUUAGGUGAAUAUUGUAAAAAUGGCAAAAAUUACUUAAUUUUGUAUGCUUACAAUUGUUUGACAGUUUUUGAUACAAAUAAACCUUUAUAAGGAUACCUUUAAAUUAAACGGGGAUUUGUACAUUACAAAUAAAAUGAAAAAUAUGUUUUAUUCGUGGUUUCCUUGUCCC